Molecule: messenger RNA, 4521 nt
Organism: Salvelinus fontinalis (brook trout)
Lineage: Eukaryota; Metazoa; Chordata; Actinopteri; Salmoniformes; Salmonidae
Product: UPF0450 protein C17orf58-like
Exons: 5
Coding region: 25-1188 (387 amino acids)
Molecular function (GO): protein binding
Source: RefSeq, a predicted model, not a curated record
GUUGGUUCAAUAGUACUUUUCAGGAUGACAGUGAUUAUUCUACUCCUGCUGGUACUUGCGUUGACUUUUUCUGAAGCGGAGGACAAUGAGCUGUUCUCCGUGAUCAGCACCCCCCCUGAGAAGGGCCAGAGUGUUUUACCCGACCCUGGCCAGAAUCAGAGCACAAGGCUAGGGGCCAAAGACCCCUCUCUCACCAUCAACGAGCCCCUGGAAAAGAGCAGCAAAGCCGGGGACCCCAAGUACGCCCUCCACCCCCUUCCCUCUGGGGUCUGGCCCAAGCACAGUGACCCUCGCCCCGGCCCCCACAACAAGAGCAAGAAGGGCCCUAAAAAUGACCGCCUGAUCGAGCACAACAGCGAGAAGAACCGCGGCGAGGCGAGUCUAGCACUUCCCAAAACGCCACUGACCGCUGCUACCAACCGCACACAAAAAGUAAACGUGGACCCUUACCGAGACCCCCACACUAACUUCAACAACCCCCCGCAGAUUGACCCGGACAGUCACCCCAACUCCAGAUCCAGGGGCCACCCCCACAUUCACCCAGCCACCCCCCCUCGCAGGGACCUCCCAACCAGAAAGAUGGACCCGGAGGAGAACCGCCCUGGAGGGAAGUCCAGUCUGUACCAGUCCGGCAGCGCCAACCGGAAUAACAGCCGCUCAUCUGUGCUCCUCAACCGUCGCUCCUCCAGCCUGCUCUACCACUUCGACAUCCUGAAACGAGAGUCUGACUUCACUCACGAGGCCGUCUGCAUGAGUGAGUGCAGGAAGGAGAAGGAGGAGAGAGAGCACUACUGCUACAGUGAAUUUGCCGUCAAUGGGAUCGUUCAUGACAUAGACAUGGUGCGUAAGGGGAUUAGACUCAUCACACUGAUGGUGAGCAGCGAUGGCUUCUACAAGAUGAGCCGUCUCUACGUCACUCCAGACAGCUUCUUUCUCAAAGUGCGUCUCCUAGUCCUGGACACCUACAAAUGUAGCAAGCCUUGUCCUGACAUCAAACUAGGUAGCCGGUACAUUGUAAUGGGCCAGAUCUACCACCGGAGGCGCCACCUCCCCAAUGACCUUCUGGCCCUGCUGGGGGGCAAACUGAAGCCAGGGGACGGCCUCCUGCGCAGCAACAACUACGUCAAGCGCUUCAACAAGAGGAGACACCAGAAAGCCCUGGAGGCUACCCGCUCCAAGUGUAGGUGAAACCAAAACACACUAUCGCCCCCUGCAGCGGUAUAAAAGACAUUGCAGCCGUCAACAUGAAGUGACUGUGACCUAUAACCCUACAGCAUUUCAGCAGAGACGUAGAUGGACGAGCCCAAUGUGCUGUUGUUUUUCCCGGCAUGGACCUCCUGCACUUGUUUGUAUCAUAAUCCAGGUUGAGUGGUAAUGUUUUUGCUUGUCUGUCUGUACAGUCUUUACCUUGCAGCUUUGCGUCCUCUUCGAUAGAAGACACAAGUGGAGUCUAUAUCAAAGGUUCUCGUCUUUAAACCUCUGCUUGAAGUGUUGCCCCAUCAGAUUUCCUCAUACUGUUGCUCUCUAUUAUUGUGCAUGAGCAUUUAGUUGGAUAGAGGGCACACUUAACAAAGGUAAAAGAUGAGCUCUCUAGUAUACCUCUAUGUUCAUAAGUCUUCUAUACUCAUUUAUUAAGAUGUCGUAGUACUUCAAAUGAUCAUUUAUUCAUGUCUGGUACAUGAAUCAGUCAGAUCAGUGCCUCCCUCUUAUUGGUUUCUUUUACGAUUUAAAUAUUCUGCCAGCAAACCCAGAGUUCUGGUUCAAUGGAAUCAUUUAGGUAGAGGACAUUUUCAUUGGCAAAUUCGAUGUAACACAACUUUUCAUCAGAAUGUUUUGGUUGUCCCGUGUCCACGUUUGAAGAUGUUGUCCGAGCAUGUGAAAGAAGCCCAUAUUUGCCCUGAGGGAGGAAGACUGCCAACUCCAGCCCCACUAUUCAUGCGAACACACACACACACACACACACACACACACACACACACACACACACACACACACACACACACACACACACACACACACACACACACACACACGCAUCUCCAAUUGGUUUGUUCCCGGUUAUCCCAAUCAUCCAUGGGAAAGACAAUCUGUUCAGAUCUAGUUGCACACUGGUGCUUCUCCAAUGGCAAGAGUCCAAUUACAUUUCGCCUUUGGAACUUGGUAGGAAACUUUAAAGGACUUCUUCUUGACUGAGUAUACAAUAUCAGCAAACUCCUAUUUAUGCCUGUAAGAAAAGCUGUCGCAUCUUCACACUGUUUUGUUCCUGUCAUUUGAUUGCAGGAAAUGCACUUUUACUGUAUGUGAAAGAGAAGAGGGGGGUGGGAUGUAAGACUAGAAAAGGAGCAUCAACAACAACAAACCCCAGAGGAGGGAAAAGUUGAGAAAAGAGACAAAAAGAAACCUAUUUUUCUAAUGUUAAAGAUGUGUACACGUUGAAAUAUCCGACGGAGAAAACAGACUUCAUAAGGGAACCUGGUGGUAUUAGUGAAUGUUUUUGUAAACCUAAUCGUGGAAAUCUGAUCCCCGGGGCACCUGGACACACGGAUUCAGAAAAGUGCGGCUCUCCUUGCCGGCUCUCUUUGGAGAUGGUGAGGUGAAAGCUAAUGCCACCUCUGACCCUUAUUUGCUCAUGCACACACACACAAACACACGCACCCACAUCCGAUGCGGAACAAAGUUCAAAGGAGACAUUUUAGAGUGGCAUAGCAAGGAGAGAUGUGGGAAGGAGGGAGGGAAGGAGGGAGGGAAGGAGAGAAGGAGGAGGAGGGAAGGAGAGAAGGAGGAGGAGGGAAGGCAAAAAAGAAAGAAGAGAAAGAAGGUUAUAGUGCCUACAGAAAGUAUUCACACCCCUUGACUUUUUCCUCACUUUGUUGUGUUACAAAGUGGGAUUAAAAUGGAUUUAAUUGUCAUUUUUGGUCAACGAUCAACACAAAAUACUUUUUAAUGUGGAAGAAAAAAUUGAAUAUUUAUUACAAAGUUUGGAAAAAUAAAAUACUAAUAUAUCUUGAUUAGGUAAGUAUUCAUCGCAUCAUAGACAAAACAUGUUACAAACACAUUUGGAAGAGGUUACAGCUGUGAGUCUGUAGGUGAGUCUCUAAGAGCUUUGCACACCUGGAUUGUACAAUAUUUGCCCAUUAUUCUUGGUAACAUUCUUCAAGCUCUGUCAAGUUGGUUGUUGAUUGUUGUUAGAAAGCCAUUUUCAAGUCUUGCCAUAGAUUUUAAAGUCGAUUUAAGUCAAAACUGUAACUAGGCCACUCAGGAAUAUGCAAUGUCUUGUUGGUAAGCAACUCCAGUGUAUAUUUGGCCUUGUGUUUUAGGUUAUUGUCCUGCUGAAAGGUGAAUGUGUCUCCCAGUGUCUGUUGGAAAGCAGACUGAACCAGGUUUUCCUCUAGGAUUUUGCCUGUGCUUAGCUGUACUCUGUUUAUUUUUAUCCUAAAAAACUCCUGAGUCCUUGCUGAUGACAAACAUACCCAUUAGAUGAUGCAGCCACCACCAUGCUUGAAAAUAUGAAGAGUGGUACUCAGUGACAUGUUGUGUUGGAUUUGCCCCAAACAUAACGAUUUGUAUUCAGGACAAAAAGUUGUUGAUCCAUCCUCAGUUUUCUCCUAUCACAACCAUUAAACUCUGUAACUGUUUUAAAAUCAUCAAUGGCCUCAUGGUGAAAUCCCUGAGCAGUUUUCUUCCUCUCUUGCAACUGAGUUAGGAAGGACAGGCUGCAUCUUUGUAGUGACUGGAUGUAUUGAUGCAUCAUCCAAAACCUAAUGAAUAACUUCACCAUGCUCAAAGGGAUAUUCAGCAUCUGCUUUAUUUUGUAUAAUUUUUUACACAUCUACCAAACGGUGGCCUUCUUUGAGAGACAUUGGAAAACCUCCCUGGUCUUUGUGGUUGAAUCUGUGCUUGAAAUUCACUACUCAAUUGAGGUACCUUACAGAUAAUUUUAUGUGUGGGGUACAGAGAUUGGGUAGUCAUUCAAAAAGAAUGUUAACCACUAUUAUUGAACACUGAAUGAGUCCAUGCAACUUAUGUGAUUUGUAAAACACAUUUUUACUCCUGAACUUAUUUAUGCUUGCCAUAACAAAGGGGUUGAAUACUUAUUGACUCAAGACAUUUCAGCUUUUCAUUUUUUAUUAAUAAAAAAAAUGUUCUACGAACAAAAUUCCACUUUUACAUUAUGUGUAGAUCAGUGACACAAAAUCUCAAUUUAAUCAAUUUUAAAUUCAGGCUGUAACACAACAAAAUGUGGAAAAAGUCAAGGGGUGUGAAUAUUUUCUGAAGGCACUGUAUGUACAUACAUCAAGAGAGAGACCCUGGGAGAGAAAGAGAGAUCCUGGGCUCUCUCCAUUCCUGAGGGAAAACUUUGAAUGGAUGAUAAGAUAGACAUCCAGGCCACAGACCCUUGGUCUGGCCUGUCAUCUUUGACUAUGAUCAUACUUAAAAUGAGAGAAAAGCCAAAGGUUUGCACUGCGCAUAUCUCAUCUCAUACUACAUGGAACUAAUAAAGAUGUCUUUGUUUUUUACUCA